Messenger RNA from Panthera uncia (snow leopard), 1435 nucleotides. RefSeq names its product actin gamma 2, smooth muscle (gene ACTG2). Gene Ontology annotation, biological process: vascular associated smooth muscle contraction. NCBI's taxonomy places the organism in Eukaryota, Metazoa, Chordata, Mammalia, Carnivora, Felidae. Gene Ontology annotation, cellular component: cytoplasm. The transcript is spliced from 9 exons. The record is from RefSeq and is a predicted model, not a curated record. The coding region runs from base 227 to 1357 and encodes 376 amino acids.
UCCAAAGUGGGCGGUGCUCUUCUCUCUCGGGCGGUUCCAAGUAGAGGAUGGUGAUGAAGGCCGCAGUCCCGGAGGUGGAGUCGAGGUGCUAGGGGUCUGGGGUAUAGAUGCCCUGCAGGCAGUCUUUUAGAGCCCGGGAGAGGGGUCUGGACUGAGCGGAUCCGGCAGAGCAAGAGAGAGAGAGGCUCAGGUGCUCCAGCCCCCGGUUCACUCGGCCACACUCACCAUGUGUGAAGAGGAGACCACUGCGCUCGUGUGUGACAAUGGCUCUGGCCUGUGCAAGGCUGGCUUUGCUGGAGAUGAUGCCCCCCGGGCUGUCUUCCCCUCCAUCGUGGGCCGCCCUCGCCACCAGGGUGUAAUGGUGGGAAUGGGCCAGAAAGACAGCUACGUCGGGGACGAGGCUCAGAGCAAGCGAGGGAUCCUAACUCUCAAGUACCCCAUUGAACACGGCAUCAUCACCAACUGGGAUGACAUGGAGAAGAUCUGGCACCACUCCUUCUACAAUGAGCUGCGGGUAGCACCUGAGGAACACCCCACCCUGCUCACAGAGGCCCCCCUAAAUCCCAAGGCCAACAGGGAGAAGAUGACCCAGAUCAUGUUUGAGACCUUCAAUGUCCCUGCCAUGUAUGUCGCCAUUCAAGCUGUGCUCUCUCUCUAUGCUUCUGGCCGCACAACAGGCAUCGUGCUGGAUUCGGGGGAUGGCGUCACCCACAAUGUCCCCAUCUAUGAGGGCUACGCAUUGCCCCAUGCCAUCAUGCGUCUUGACCUGGCUGGCCGUGACCUCACUGACUACCUCAUGAAGAUUCUCACAGAAAGAGGCUAUUCCUUUGUGACCACAGCUGAGCGAGAAAUUGUGCGAGACAUCAAGGAGAAGUUGUGCUAUGUCGCCCUGGACUUUGAGAACGAGAUGGCCACAGCAGCCUCCUCUUCCUCCCUGGAGAAGAGCUAUGAGCUGCCAGAUGGGCAGGUCAUUACCAUUGGCAAUGAGCGCUUCCGCUGCCCUGAGACCCUCUUCCAGCCUUCUUUCAUAGGCAUGGAGUCUGCCGGGAUUCAUGAAACCACCUACAAUUCCAUCAUGAAAUGUGACAUCGAUAUCCGCAAGGACUUAUAUGCCAACAAUGUCCUCUCCGGGGGCACUACCAUGUACCCUGGCAUUGCUGACCGGAUGCAGAAGGAGAUCACAGCCCUGGCCCCCAGCACCAUGAAGAUCAAGAUUAUUGCUCCCCCAGAGCGGAAGUACUCAGUCUGGAUUGGAGGCUCCAUCCUGGCUUCUCUCUCCACCUUUCAGCAGAUGUGGAUCAGCAAGCCUGAGUAUGAUGAGGCAGGGCCCUCCAUUGUCCACAGGAAGUGCUUCUAAAGUCAGAACAGAUUCUCUGGGGAUCCCCUUGAGACUGCUCUGUUACUAAUCAUGAAACAUUAAAACCUGCAAGCCUUA